AUGGACCAAUAUCCGCUGCCACAGGUUGACGAUAUCUUUGCGAAUCUCAACGGCGGAGAAGUUUUCAGCACAUUGGACUUGAACGCCUAUAAUCAGAUGUCCCUCGUUUUGAACACGCACAAGGGUCUCUACUGCUUCAACAGGCUGGCGUUCGGAGUGUCGUCAGCGCCAGCAAUUUUCCAGCGGCGCAUGGAGGCCGUGCUCAGCGGGAUCCCCUGCGUGCAGCAAGUGCGAAAGUGGAUCCUGCAGGGCUGGCCGCAGCACCUGACAGAGACUGAGCAGCGAUUCUGGCUGUUCCUCCAGAUAAAGGAUGAUCUGACGGUGGUGAACCGCCUAUUGAAGAGCGCUCCUCCACCAUGCCGUUCUGUGCAGGACAGCCGGUGUGGCUGA
Rhipicephalus sanguineus (brown dog tick) is the source of this 390-nucleotide messenger RNA. RefSeq lists its product as uncharacterized. The coding region runs from base 1 to 390 and encodes 129 amino acids. The transcript has 3 exons. NCBI's taxonomy places the organism in Eukaryota, Metazoa, Arthropoda, Arachnida, Ixodida, Ixodidae. The record is from RefSeq and is a predicted model, not a curated record.